This is a messenger RNA of Colossoma macropomum (tambaqui), 1251 nucleotides long. Its product is annotated as sialoadhesin-like. The transcript is spliced from 7 exons. The record is from RefSeq and is a predicted model, not a curated record. Lineage: Eukaryota; Metazoa; Chordata; Actinopteri; Characiformes; Serrasalmidae. The coding region runs from base 1 to 1251 and encodes 416 amino acids.
AUGAGCUCCAGACUCUGUAAUCAGCUCUUUCAUGCAUCAUAUGUUUCAGGAGCUUUUGGAACAGAGUGGAGUGUGAAGUACAACCAACAGGAAAUAUGUGCUUUAAAAGGAUCCACAGUGUUUAUAAAUGGAACUUUUACUCACCCAGGUGGUCUAACAGUGAAUGAGACUUUUUGGAUCAUAGAUCCAGUUCCAAAGGUGAAACCAACUGAUCUGAGUAAAAACCCAGAUUACUCAGGCAGAGCCAAGUAUUUCACUGGUGAACAGAAACAAUUCUCCCUCAAACUGAGUGAUGUAAUGAAGGAGGAUGAAAAACAGUAUUGCUUCAGAAUCAUAUCAAAUGUACAUAAGGACAAAUGGAUGGGUAAACCUGGAGUUCAGCUGAAUGUUACAGAGCUCCAUGUGGAAACUCCUGAAGAAGUGACAGAGGGAGAAACAGCAGAUCUGACAUGUAGAACCACCUGCAGUCUGACUGACCCAACAUUCAUCUGGUACAAAAAUGGACAUUCUUUAACCACAAAGAUCAAGAACAACCAGCUCCACCUGCAGACAGUCAGCAGUGAGGAUGCAGGCAGUUAUAGCUGUGCUGUAAGAGGAUAUGAACAUCUCAACUCUACUGCACACAACCUCAGAGUCAGAUACCCUCCAAAGAGCGUCUCAGUGUCCAUCAGUCCCUCUGGUGAAAUAGUGGAGGGCAGUUCAGUGACUCUGACCUGCAGCAGUGAUGCAAACCCACCUGUGAAGAACUACACCUGGUUUAAAGAAGGUGGAACCUCACCUGUAGGAUCCGGACAGAAUUACAGCAUCAUCAGCAUCACUGCUGACCACACUGGACUGUACUACUGUGAAGUUCAGAAUGAACAUGGAGCCCAAAAUGGAACUGUGAUGGUCACUGUUCAGAACAGAGUGUCUGCAGUUUGGAUUGCAGUGGGAGGAGGAAGCUUUGUCCUCAUCAAUGUCUUAAUCUGCAUCUGCGUGAUGAAGAAAGGAGCCACUGGAACUGAUCACAGAAAGAUAAAACAGGAUGAUGUCCUCUACACCACCGUUACACACAGCAGAUCCAGCCCUGUACAGGCUGCUGCUUCUAGUGACUCUGGAGCUGCUGACGCUACAGUCAGAAUUCAGAAUGAUGUACUAACCAGCACUGACCAGCAGGGGGAGCCCCAAUAUGCCAGUGUUACAUUCCAUCACCACACUGCUGCUACUGGGGCCCAGCCUGUGCCGCCAGCUGCCAGCAGAGGGCGACAGUAG